This is a messenger RNA of Symbiodinium pilosum, 2211 nucleotides long. The record is from the annotation of a GenBank genome assembly. NCBI's taxonomy places the organism in Eukaryota, Dinophyceae, Suessiales, Symbiodiniaceae.
AUGAUCCAACAUCGGCGCUCGAUGCUGUCCUUGUUGGUGGCCGCGGCCCUUCUCCCCGGCGCAGCGGGACAAGGUGGCAGGGGCGGCGGCGGAGCAGGUGGAGGAGGCGGGGGCGGCGCUGGCGGUGCUGGUGGAACAGGGGGAGGCGGUGGAGGCGGCGGGAUAGCGUUGACGGAGCCGCACAUAACCAUCAAUGCCGACGUGGAAUGCAAGACGAGCGUGACUGGCCCACAGACCAUCACGGGUUACAUUUACUGCGACAACUACUUUGAGUUUUGGUUCAAUGGAGUUCUCGUGAAGCAGGACCCGAUGACGUUCACGCCGCACAAUGCGGUUGCGGUCUCGUUCGAAUGGGACGGCGCUUCCGACAAGGAGUACGCGAUUAUGUGCAUGGACUACGCUAGCAGCUCCGGAUACGAGUACGUCGAGACCUCCAACCCGGGACUUGGUGACGGGUCGCUCAUGGCGGAGUUUUCGGAUGGCACGGUAACUGGCGCUGCCUGGGAUGUCUUCGUGCUGACACACGGGCCUACCGACGCGUCCAUUGCGGCAGGUUGCAGCAGCAGCAAUCUGGCACCAUGUGCGGUCGUUUCGUCGGCAGAGCCUGCAGGAUGGAUGGCUGGUGGCUACAAGGCCAGCGGUGGUUGGGCGUCAGCAACUGAAUACACCGCUGCGCAGGCGGGUUGGGGGAGGACACCGACUUGGGACGCGACCAGGAAUUGCUGUGGUACGGCCACAAGCCCAGCAACUAAGGAAACGCUGACAAACAAUGGCGGCUGCUCCGUCAAUUACAACAGCACCGAACCGGCCGGGGUUUCUGUUACAGUAACGGAACAGGAGUGCUUGGAUCCGAUGGCCGUCUUGUCGGAGACGAGGUCGAAGAUGAUUUGGUCCUCCGACCUGGAGCGGGACAACAAGCUCCUGUUCCGCAUUACCGUGCCUGCCAAUGCGUCGACGGUGGUGCAAUGCCCUACUUGCAGUGCACCAACGGUUGAUCAAAGCACACAACGAGUGCGCAAGGAGUUGAGAACGCUGAGCGCAGCAGAUUGGAAGAAGGUGACGGACGCCAUGUGGGUCAUGAAGAACACGACACAGGCGGCCGGUGUCGAAAAAUAUGGCCAAGCGUUCCGUACCUAUGACUACUUCCCGACCAAACACGCUGCGGCGUAUUCUGAUGUGCGCGGCGACCAGGCUCACUUUGGCCCUCAGUUCAUGACUUGGCACAGUGCCUUCGUCUUGGAAUUCGAGAAUGCGCUGCUGUCUGUGGACAGCACCAUUGGUGGGUUGCCAUACUGGGACUCAACAGUGACCUCUCCGUCCAUCUUCUCGGAGACCUACUUCGGAAGUGCUCCUGGCACAGGGUCCGACUCUCAAGUUGUCGAUGGUGCCUUCCCGAACUGGUGGAUCAAGACGGACUUUUCCUUCUCAGAUUACAACCCAAACGGCAGCUCUCCAUACACUGGCUCGCCCAUUGGCAUGCUGCGGGGGCCCACCAACAACAAUGCGAAUGCCAUGACGACACGCUUCGGUUCGAGCACUUAUUCGUACGAUGCUAACGAAUUCUGGGUCUGCGCGAACUUGGACGGGUUUUGGUAUGACUGGUACAAGUGCGUCGAGGGUGAUGCGACUGUCAGUGGCAGCCUCCACGGAGGACCACAUGGGCAGGUGGGCAGCAGCUCGGGCGGCAACAGCGGCGACUUCGAGGACCCGGUCACGUCGCCGAAUGACCCCCUCUUCUUCUUCCAUCAUGCAAACGUGGACCGCAGCAUGCGUUGGUGGAUGCUGAAGAAUGCAGCCAAGCGCGGCACCUUCUACGGCUUUCCUGCAGCUGACGCCGAAGGCAUUCGCGAGAAUGCUGGGAAGAGCUAUUAUGGGCAGAACCUCCUUGACGUGAUGUCAAGCACGUGGGGUUUCACCGCUGCUGACCUUGGCUUCUCCGGUGCCUCCUCCGGCUUCCAGACCAACGCGGAUCUGCUUUGCCACAACGGUCCCUCCACGAGUUCAUACACCUAUGACACGGAGGUGGCCUGCUCUGGAGGAAGCGCAGCCUGCUCAGCGGUUUGGGGCGAUAGCACGACGACAGAGGUCGGGACGACAGAGGCCGUGACGACAGAAGCCGCAGGCCACGUUAGCAACACGGGCCACCGACGGCACACAGCAGCCACGGUCUUGAUGUCCGGCCUCUUUGCGGCCUUGGCCACCAACUCCUGA